AGGCUGCGAGUGUGGAAACGGCCAUGAACGGCCUUGCGUGCCGCUGCGUUGCGGCGCUCUUCGUGGUGCUCGUCCCCGCGAUCGAUGCCAGCCCCGAAAAGAUACCGCUGGGUGCGAUUUUCGAGCAAGGCACGGACGAGGUGCAAACUGCGUUCAAAUUCGCCAUGCUCAACCACAAUCAGAAUGCGACCGGAAGACGCAUCGAGCUGCAGGCGUACGUGGACGUCAUCAAUACAGCGGAUGCAUUCAAACUGUCACGACUUAUCUGUAACCAAUUCUCGAGAGGGGUCUACAGUAUGCUCGGGGCAGUAUCACCGGAUUCCUUCGAUACGCUGCACUCGUACAGCAAUACCUUUCAAAUGCCCUUUGUGACGCCAUGGUUUCCGGAAAAGGUGCUCGCGCCUUCGUCGGGCUUUAUCGACUAUGCCAUUUCAAUGCGGCCGGAAUAUCAUCAGGCCAUCAUCGACACGGUCAAGUACUACGGAUGGAAUAAAAUCAUUUAUCUCUAUGACUCGCAUGAUGGUUUACUACGUCUGCAGCAAAUCUACCAGGGCUUAAGUCCGACCGGGGAAAGUUUUCAAGUGUCGACGGUGCGCCGCAUCACCAACGUCAGCGAGGCAUUGAUGUUUCUAAGAGGACUUGAGGAACAAUCACGCUGGGAGCAUAAAUACGUUGUGUUGGAUUGUUCGGCGGAUAUGGCGAAAGAAAUCGUUGUUGGGCAUGUACGGGACGUCGCGUUGGGCAAACGAACUUAUCAUUAUCUACUCUCGGGAUUGGUUAUGGACGACCGAUGGGAAACGGAAGUGAUUGAAUAUGGCGCUGUAAACAUCACAGGUUUCCGUAUAGUGGACGGCACGCGUAAACAUGUGAAAGAGUUCCUUGAAGGAUGGAAACGCUUGGACCCAGCCGCCCAGGCUGGUGCUGGUAAAGAGAGUGUCAGUGCACAAGCAGCACUCAUGUACGACGCCGUCUUCGUGCUCGUCGAGGCGUUCAACAAGCUGCUGCGAAAGAAGCCGGACGUGUUCAGGAACAAUGUGAGGCGGGUUGCUGGUGUUGCUGGGUCCACCGCCGUGUCUAAUGCUACAACUGCAGCCAAGGCAUUGGAUUGCAACACCUCCGGUGGAUGGGUCACGCCGUGGGAGCACGGUGAUAAGAUAUCUCGUCUGCUCAGGAAGGUUGAAUUGGAAGGCAUCACUGGUGAAGUUCGUUUCUCCGAAGAUGGCCGCCGUCAGAAUUACACCCUGCACGUUGUGGAGAUGACUGUGAACAGCGCCAUGGUGAAAGUUGCUGAGUGGAGUGAUGAAACUGGUUUUGCUCCGGUUGCUGCUAAGUAUACUCGACUUAAGCCUACUGCGCAUAUUGAGCGUAACAGGACUUAUAUCGUCACUACUAUUGUGGAGGAGCCCUACAUCAUGCUCCGCACGCCCGAAGCAGGUGAGAUCCUCAACGGCAACGAUCGCUUCGAGGGAUACUGCAAGGAUCUCGCCGAGCUCAUCGCCAAAAAACUAGGCAUCAACUAUCAAAUUCGUGUUGUAAAAGAUGGUCAAUACGGGUCCGAGAACGCCGAAGUCAAAGGUGGAUGGGACGGCAUGGUUGGCGAGUUGGUCCGUCAAGAAGCAGAUAUGGCAAUUGCACCAAUGACGAUUACCUCCGAACGUGAACGCGUCAUUGACUUCAGUAAACCCUUCAUGUCCCUGGGCAUAUCCAUCAUGAUAAAAAAACCGAUCAAACAAAAACCAGGAGUUUUCAGUUUCCUGAACCCACUCUCACGUGAAAUCUGGGUGUGCGUUAUAUUCAGCUACAUCGGCGUUAGUAUUGUCCUCUUUACGGUGUCGCGCUUCUCACCCUACGAAUGGCGUCUUCUACACAUGAGCGGCGAGCAUAGAGAUCCAUCCGGACAACAUGGCCACCACGGAAAUUCACUUGCGAAUGAUUUCAGCAUGUUGAAUUCAGCCUGGUUUGCAUUGGGAGCUUUCAUGCAACAAGGCUGUGACAUUUCUCCAAGAUCUAUAUCAGGAAGAAUUGUUGGUUCUGUUUGGUGGUUCUUUACACUGAUACUCAUCUCAUCGUACACUGCCAACCUUGCGGCAUUCCUGACAGUUGAACGAAUGGUAGCGCCGAUCAACUCACCGGAGGACCUCGCCUCGCAAACGGAAGUACAAUACGGCACGUUGUACCACGGUGCCACGUGGGACUUUUUCCGCCGCUCCCAGAUCACGCUCUACUCAAAGAUGUGGGAAUACAUGCACUCGCGCAAGCACGUCUUUGUCAAGUCCUAUGAUGAAGGUAUCCGACGUGUGCGCACCUCCAAAGGCAAGUAUGCUUUGCUCAUCGAGUCACCCAAGAACGACUACAUCAACGAGCGUGAGCCAUGCGACACGAUGAAAGUCGGACGCAACUUGGACGCGAAGGGAUUCGGCGUGGCCACGCCUCUUGGUUCACCACUAAGAGACGCUGUAAACUUGGCAGUGCUCAGUCUGAAGGAAAACGGCGAAUUGACGAAGCUGAUGAAUCGAUGGUGGUACGAUCGCACCGAAUGUAAACACGACAAGCAGGACGCGUCGAGGAACGAACUGUCGCUGAGCAACGUCGCUGGGAUCUUCUACAUUCUCAUCGGAGGGUUGCUGAUUGCGCUUGCGGUCGCCCUCAUCGAAUUCUGCUACAAGUCGCACACGGAGGCCACGCGCGCCAAGAUACCGCUCAGCGAUGCGAUGAAGGCCAAGGCGCGGUUGACCAUUGGCGUUGGACGCGACAUCGACAACGGCAGGUAUUACACGCCUGCGAAUCAAAUCGCCGGCGCCAAUGAGCAGGAACAACCGCACAGCAAUACGCAUACUCAAGUGUGAAUAAAACCGCCGCCCCUGCCGCCCAUAACAACAACAAGAACAGAAGCCAAACCAUCAAUAAUGUCACCAGAGGGUUAAAAUUAAAAUACUAUACAUAACCUAACCUAAGAUACAAUUUAAAAUCAAAAACCAGCGCUAUUUUGAGCGUAUAACAACAAUAAUUAACAACAACCUGUGUAAAGAGUUGCAUAUCUCUAUGCAACCCUUCUAGCAGCGAGCGAGCAAGAGCAUAUCUUUUUAAUUAAAUGUAAAACGUUUUUACCUAUUGUAGUGAUUAUUAUACAUUAUUAUACGCGACACACUCAUAAUAAAUACAAGGAAACCAAACAUAAAUGUAAGGCAAUGAAGUAAAAUCAAAAACACAAAAAUUCACACAUACACAGACAGACAUAAAGAUUGAAUUGAAUAAUCAAGACAUUUUUGUCAUGUUAGGAAUGUGGCCACAAUUAAAAUAUAACUUGUUUGUUGUAUAUAAAAA
Messenger RNA from Dalotia coriaria, 3324 nucleotides. Its product is annotated as glutamate receptor 1-like. The coding region runs from base 24 to 2846 and encodes 940 amino acids. Lineage: Eukaryota; Metazoa; Arthropoda; Insecta; Coleoptera; Staphylinidae. Gene Ontology annotation, molecular function: transmitter-gated monoatomic ion channel activity involved in regulation of postsynaptic membrane potential; glutamate receptor activity. Gene Ontology annotation, biological process: modulation of chemical synaptic transmission; monoatomic ion transport; synaptic transmission, glutamatergic. The transcript is spliced from 14 exons. Gene Ontology annotation, cellular component: plasma membrane; postsynaptic density membrane. The record is from RefSeq and is a predicted model, not a curated record.